UUUAGUGGUGACUCACGCGCCAAGACUUUGACUAAUGGGUCGUUAAUCCUUGUCCCAUUCAUCGCACGCCAAGAGCCCACUGGCUACAUCUUAUAAGAGUCUGAGGAACCACACCAUAUCCGAGCCUCAAGCUCACACACACACGCACACUAACACUAACACUGACAGAAAUGGUUCACUCCUAUCUCCUCCUCCUAGUGUUCCUCUCUUUCAUCUCCAGCUCGCCAUCCAUGUCGCAGACCAACUCCAGCGACUAUGAGACACUCCUAACUGUCAAGAAAGCCUGGGGCAGCCCUUCUGCUCUCAGCUCAUGGAUUUCCCAGAACUCUUCCUACUGCAGCUGGGCAGGGGUAAGCUGCAACAAUGGCCGAGUGACCAAGCUCUCCUUUCAAAAUUUCAACAUAAUCAAUCCGAUCCCAGCUUCCAUUUGUAGCCUCAAGAACCUGUCCUACCUAGACCUUUCCUACAACAACCUCACCGACCAGUUCCCGACGGUGCUCUAUGGCUGCUCGGCUCUGAGCUACCUCGACCUGUCCAACAAUCUCUUCUCCGGUGCCCUCCCGGCCGACAUCGAUAAAUUGUCGUCGGAGAUGGAGCACCUCAACUUGUCGUUCAAUGGCUUCACAGGAAGCGUGCCAUCAGCAAUUGCUGUCUUCCCCAAGCUCAAGUCCCUUGUUCUUGACACUAAUAGCUUCAACGGGACAUACCCGGCCUCGGCCAUUGCAGAGCUCAACGAGCUCGAGACGCUAACUCUAGCAGAUAAUCAUUUCGCGCCAGGCCUGAUCCCUGAUGAGUUCAGCAAGCUUACCAAUCUGAAGACGCUGUGGCUGUCAGGGAUGAGCCUUACUGGUGGCAUCCCCGACAAACUCUCGUCGCUCACUGAGCUGACCAUGUUGGCUCUGUACAGCAACAAGCUUCACGGUGAAAUCCCGGCAUGGGUUUGGAAGCUUCCGAAGCUUGAGUUCCUGUACCUUUACGCGAACAGCUUCACCGGUGGGAUUGAGCCCGAGGUCACGUGCUUCAAAUUGCAGCAGCUCGACCUGUCUUCGAACUUGCUCACCGGAACGAUACCGGAGGCGAUCGGCAAGAUGAAGAACUUGACAAUGCUCUAUUUAUACUACAACAACCUCACCGGGUCGAUUCCUCCGAGCAUCGGGCUGCUCCCCAACCUCGCUGAGAUCUGGCUAUUCAAUAACAUGCUCUCCGGACCCCUCCCGCCGGAGCUCGGGAAGCACUCGCCACUCGGCAGCCUGGAAGUGGGCAACAACUUGCUCUCCGGCAAGCUUCCAGACACCCUCUGCUACAACAAGAAGCUGUACGACCUCGUGGUGUCCAACAACAGCUUCUCCGGCGUGUUGCCGGCGAACAUUGGGGAUUGCCACACACUGGACAACAUCAUGGCGUACAACAACAACUUCACCGGGGAGUUCCCAGAGAAGGUAUGGGCGUUACCUAUGCUGACCAUUGUCAUGAUACAGAACAACGGCUUCACCGGCACUCUGCCCUGUGUGAUAUCCCCCAACAUGAUACGGAUUCAGAUGGGGAACAAUCUGUUCUCCGGUGCCGUGUGUUAGAGAUAUAAUGUUUUGUAAUCUUGUAUACCACGAGAUAAGCUUUGGCCGGUGUUGUAGUCUAUCUAGGAGAUAGAGUUUGUUGUAAUCAGAAUUGAAGAGAUUUUGUAUAGUUUGCUUAGAGAUCAAGGCAUAUCUCUAGGUGUCUAUAUAUUGUAAAGCUCCCUAUGCAAUUACACAUCUUCAAUCAACACGCAACCGUCGCACCCAAGGAUCAGGGUUGAUAUUCUCCCACGCUUUAACGCCUCUGAAACUUUACAUGGUAAUCAGAGCUUAAGAUUGAUUCCAUGGCAUCCAGUUCAAGCACCUCCAACCCACUGCUUGGCGUUCAGAUCACCGAGAAGCUUGCCAAGACCAACCACGUGCUUUGGAAGGUGGAGGUGCUCACCGCUAUACGUGGUGCGCGUAUGGAGGGUCAUGUCACCAGCAAGGCCGUCGCUCCAGUUGCUGUGAUCAACAAGAAGAAGGCCGACAACACUAUCGUUGCUACGCCAAAUCCGACGUACGAGGAGUGGUAUGCCUGGGACCAAUAGGUCCUAGGGCUGAUCUUCUCAUCGGUGGGGAAGGACAUCCUCGCCUAGA
Setaria italica (foxtail millet) is the source of this 2153-nucleotide messenger RNA. Its product is annotated as receptor-like protein kinase HSL1. The transcript has a single exon. Gene Ontology annotation, molecular function: protein binding. Bases 171 to 1574 code for a protein of 467 amino acids. The record is from RefSeq and is a predicted model, not a curated record. NCBI's taxonomy places the organism in Eukaryota, Viridiplantae, Streptophyta, Magnoliopsida, Poales, Poaceae.